Molecule: messenger RNA, 1281 nt
Organism: Chaetomium strumarium
Lineage: Eukaryota; Fungi; Ascomycota; Sordariomycetes; Sordariales; Chaetomiaceae
Exons: 2
Coding region: 1-1281 (426 amino acids)
Source: RefSeq, a predicted model, not a curated record
AUGGCAGACAAUCACAACGGUCUGUAUGACAAGGUCCUAGAUCUCAUUCUUCAGGGCCUCAUAGGGUCGGCUAAGGGGAAGGGCGUAGUCGCCAACCUUGUCACCCAGGACGACGACAGCGCGGUCUACGUCGUGGCGCUGGUCGCCUUGCCUGUACCCGAGGACCAGGCCAUGGACAGACAUCUCAUUCAUCUGGACAAGAAGACUAGCAAUGUACUCAGCCUGAAACCCGUCUCGAUCGAACCCGACGAGAUGAAGCAACUCUUGCGUGACAACAAGCUGGGCACGCUCAAGACCUACCAGCGCCUCAGCAACGGGGCCUACGGCACCACCUACAAGGUCACCGUCGAGGAACCCGACAGGCCGCAACUCAUCGUCCAGCUGCGAUUCCGCGGCAACGUUGCCUCGAUGAACGCGCUGCAGUACUACAUCCGUGCCAGGGCGUCACGGGAGCUUCCUGUUCCCAGGACAUUUCCCGCCACUGCGUUCGAUCGUCGCAGCGAUGGGUUGCAACUCCAGGUCACCGGUCCGCCAAAUGCCCGCGCCUUUGCCGCUCUGUGGGAACUGCCAGUCGCGAGAAUAAAUAGUGCAGUUUUUGGAGAGGCCGUUAUCUCCUUAUUACCCAGCGACUCAUCAGACGACGGCUUGUUGUCUAUCACGGUCGGGCCCGAGAAACAGGACGGCGUCGAGGGCCCAUUCGAUUCCGUGUCUAGCUUUUUGAGAGCUUGGAUCCUGCAUCGCUUCGAGAAGCUGGAAGCCCAACAUGGAAUCGACGAGUACAAGGCCCUGCUGUUGCCUUCCAUUCGCAACUUUGUACAGUGCAAACUGGACUCUCAGCUCCCGAAAGGGCUGGAUAAGACCCCUGUGGUCCUGAUGCACACCGAUCUCGGCCUGCACAACGUGCUGGUAUCCGAGAGCUCUCCGUAUGAGUUUACCGCCGUCAUUGACUGGGAGUUCGUCUCGUGUCUUCCCUUCCUCUGCGCCGUUCCGCGGCUGAUUGAGCCGAUGUUUCGGGAAGGCUUAGGGCACGAUGAGAAGGGGGCGCUUCUAGAAGAGGCAAUUCAGCCGCUGAGGGAGGCUUUCUUGAACGAGAUAAAAGAGGUUAUGGCUUCUGUGGAAGGACAGACGUUCUUGGAGUGGUACGAGUUCGGAUUGUACAUGAAGCCGAAUGCGUACAUGAAGUUUGGCGCGUCGCCGGAGGAAAGGAUGGCUUCGUGGGAGAAUAUUUCGGUUGUCGAAAGGUUUUUGAACAGAUGGGGACAGGAAGGGCCAAGUCUAUAA